This is a messenger RNA of Dermacentor silvarum, 1645 nucleotides long. RefSeq lists its product as uncharacterized. Lineage: Eukaryota; Metazoa; Arthropoda; Arachnida; Ixodida; Ixodidae. The transcript has 2 exons. The record is from RefSeq and is a predicted model, not a curated record. Bases 137 to 697 code for a protein of 186 amino acids.
AACGUCGCUCUUGUUUCUGCAGCAUAAAACCAGCUGGGGCUUCUUGGUUGCAUCUGUAUGCAGGUACCCUCCAGCUGCGCUACAGAGUGGUCAGUGAGCUACUGCGGGGAGGACGAAGAAGGCGCCGAAGGCAGACAUGUCGGGUUUUGCGUGUUCGGACUGGUGUGAAGUGUACCUCUGCAGUACGCCACUUCAGCAGGGGAACUCCAUGAAUGGCGCUCUCACCGCCCUUUCCUUGGUUGCUUCGUCCUCUCAGUCUGUUUUCGGGAACUCCUGGGAAAAGCACUGGCUGCUCGUCUUCGACUACGGCGAAGAGGAGGUGCUCAUCUGCGACGCCGACAUGGACCAUUUGGGAGAGCUCACGGGACGGACCUCGUGGAAAAAGAGGUCCGCGCUACAAAACUACGAACACAAGAGGUACCUUGCAAAGCGUCGGAUUUCAAGAGCGCGCAUCGAGCAGUACAUGAGAAAGAUUUGCGACUCUGGCCGAUACCACCUCACGAAAAACAACUGCCAGAAGUGGGCCCAAGAUCUUCUGCGCGAACUGGGCAUCGAGUUUCCCGAUGACGAGCUCGACGCUCACACCGUCGUCAACAACUACGUACAGCCGGCAGCCAUUGCUGGUGCCGCGAUCUUGGGUGCCGGUCUGCUCGGUGCGCUUAUCUUUGGCGGUGGUGACCGUAGGAACAGACGCUAGUAGAAGGAAUGCCACGCAGUAGCAAUGACCUUUAAAAGCAGUGUGUCAGGACUUAAGGACUAAAAAAAUUGCGAUCGCACUUGUGUCAAUGUAUCAGCUUGUCUUUAACGAUAAUGUCCUACAACGCGAAACAGUGGUUAACAACGACCCAGUGACUUGUACUUUUCCAUCUCUCAGAUUGGAGUUUGCCGGUAAUUGAAACUUUCCCGAGAUUGGCCUCAGACUAGCACCUCUUCUAAACUGUGUACCUAUGUGCUGGUGUGCCGUCUUUCGUCGCUUAAAGCCACAUAACUUCUGUUUUGAAACUCUUACCGAUACUCCAUGUUGCCUGCUUCGUUACAAGACGCCCACACUGCAAAGGUGCAGUUGUCUGCAAGACACGAAUAAAUGCUUAUUCUGAACACUCGCACAAACGUGGCUGUGUGCUGUUAUUGCGAUUAGUGAUCGUUUCGUUACACUUGAAGAGAAAAUGGACACUUACAAUCGUCUGUAGAAAUAUCAACCAGCCGAACUUACUUUUAGUUCAGUUUCAAACAAAACUGGGGGUUGACAGGAAAAGGCAGUCUAGACGACCGUUUGACUUAGCUCUUACCGACAAAACGGCAUUGACUGUUUCGAAAAUAAUAAAUCACUAAAAACAUAGCACAGCGACUCCGAUGUAAUAAAUACUCUGGACUACACUGAGGAGUGCGGUCCCAUGAAAUGUAUGAUUAUACAAAAGUAUCAAUAAUUAUAAUUCAGCACAGAGUAGCACUCAAACAGAAAGAAGAAAAUCGAAAAAAAUCUAAGCAUAUAAUCGUCAUGCACGUGUACAGCAUCGUGUUGUCUUCAUCAAAAACAUUUAUUUAAAAAGUAGUUAGAAUUUGUAUUUGCAACAAGAAUGUAGAUAAUCUGACAAAUAAGUGCGUGAGGGCAUCAACAUACAUAGUUUUUAGGUUCUCAUACCGU